Neopsephotus bourkii (Bourke's parrot) is the source of this 1472-nucleotide messenger RNA. It is a transcript of the gene HROB, whose product is annotated as homologous recombination factor with OB-fold. The annotation marks the transcript as partial. The transcript has 9 exons. The record is from RefSeq and is a predicted model, not a curated record. NCBI's taxonomy places the organism in Eukaryota, Metazoa, Chordata, Aves, Psittaciformes, Psittacidae. Gene Ontology annotation, biological process: recombinational repair.
GGGGCGAGGGGGCUGCGGACGGGAGCAGGGCCCCGCUGGGCCGGGUGCUCCCGGGUCCCUCAGGGCCCGGUUCUCGCCUCCCGCAGGCCGGCCGGCUCCAGAGGCUGUUCGGGACAGAGGGGGACCUGGAGGAUGAGGAUUUCCUCUCGGCCGUGGAGGACGCCGAGAACCGGUUCCUGCCUCCCGGAGCCGCACCCCCGGGCCCCGGCACCCCCGGAGCUCCGCCCCUGCAGCACCGCCCCUGCCCCGCGCUGCGGCCCCUGCCCGGGGGCUGCCGGAGCCCCCCGGGCCCCGAGCGCGGGGAGCGGCCCCCGCGGGGAUCGGGGGCUCCCAAGAGGCCGCGGGAGGGAGCGGGGCCGGGCCCCCCCCCGGCAGCGCCCAGGCUGGGGCUGCGGCCCAGUGCGGCCGGGCCCUGCCCCAUCCCGAUGGGAGAGCCCCGGAGCUGCAUCCCCGCACCCAGGGCUCCAUCCCCGAGGCCUUUCCAAGCCCCCCCGCGCCAGGCGGGAGCAGGGAGCCCCUCCGUGGAGCCACGGGGGCCGCAGCCCCCCCAGCGCCCCCCCUGCCCCUCGGCGCUGCAGAGCCCGGUGGUCACCAACCACCUGGUGCAGUUGGUGACAGCGGCCAGCAAAGCACCGGGGGCUGCCCCCCGGCCCCCAGCGCAGGGCAAGGCCCGGCGGUUCCCGGGGCCCGCUGGGAUCCUGCCCCAGCAGCACACUGGGAAGCUGCUGGAGGAGAUCCUCAUUUCUGCUCCCCAAACUCCGUGCCACGGGGCCAUGGCAAAGCCGCGGACAGAGGCCGUGCCCAGCUCCUCGCUGCCCACAGAGGAGGAUUUCGGGAAGGGGCCCUGGCUCGCCAUGAAAACAGAGCUGGAGCUGGAUGAGAGGGACCCCGGCUGCUUCCUCCGCACCUACAGCGUGAUCAUGGUGCUGCGGAAGGCAGCCUUGAAGCAGCUCCCCAGGAACAAGGUCCCCAGCAUGGCCGUGAUGAUCAAGACCCUGACCAGGACCAACGGCGAUGCCGCUGCUGUGUUCCGGGACGCAACCGGGGAGAUGCAGGGCACGGUGCAUCGCCUGCUGCUGGAGGAGAGACAGAGCGAGCUCCGGCCCGGCUCCGUGCUGCUGCUGAGGCAGGUGGGUGUCUUCUCCCCAUCCCACCGCAACCACUACCUCAACGUCACCCCCAGCAACCUGCUCAAGCUCUACCCAGCAGAGCCCGAGGGCAGCUUCUCGCAGCCAUCCCCAGCACAGCAGGAGGUGAGGGGGGAGCUGGUCCCAGCGCACCCCACGGAGCCCCCCCGGGGUGUCCCUGCCCCUGGGCACCUGGGGGGGCACUCGAGGCCCCCCAGCACAGCGCAGGCAGGGCAGGAGGAGCCAGAGGGAGCUGGAGGCUCUGAUGUGGAUGACCUGGACGGGCUCCUGGGGGAGCUCCCGGACGAGUUCUUCUCCGCCCCAGCCCAAGCUGACUGCUGCUGA